CAAACGCCACAGGAAAUAUUCAUAUUCGCAACUAGUCUUGAUAUUUUUAAACUUUUGUAUAUUAGACAACUUGUUUUAUGGUCAUACAAUUCUGCCUUUAAGUUGCUUUCACACUGCGUAUGAAGAAAUGGGGCGCUACGCCUGUUUCCUGACGUUGUUGCUUGUCAGUUGUAUGGGCAUCGCUGUAUUCUCACAAGAGGAAGGCCAAGAAUUCCGUUAUGCCGGCAGUGAUGCCACGGUGUACGAGGAAGGCAACGGUGACGAUGUGGUCCGUGCCGUUAUGGAGAAACUGACCAGCGUCUGCAUCUUUAAAAAGGAUAAACAAAUGAUACGGACCAUCGCGCUAGCGGCGUCGAACGACGGGACCAAACCCGGAACAUUCCGUCCAGGUUAUCAUGGUGGAAUCUGGCAGGUGGACGAAACAGUCUUUCAGUCCACGAAGGAUUAUUCCCUGAGUUAUCUGUGGCGUCGCUUCAACAGCGCUUUCAACAUCGACUGGCCCACGGUGCAGUGGCGCGAUUUACGGAAGCCGUUGUAUUCGGCGCUGGCGGCGCGUCUGGCUUUGGCCAUGGUUGCUGAUGAAAACAACAACGAUAUUGAGAAUUCGCUGCCGUGGGAUACGUACAGCCAAGCCAACAUGUGGAUCCACGCGCUCGGUUUAUCCGGUGACCUCGGCGCGUACCAUCAGAUGUACCAAAAUGCUGUCCAACAGUUGCGCAAUAUUUCCCGUUGCAAAUCCGUCGGUGCGGAUAUCGCUUUCGUUGUCGACGGAUCCGGCAGUAUCGGAUCGGAAAACUUCCAGCACACCCUCAAUUUUGUCAAAGAAGUUAUUAGCCGACUGAACAUCGGACCCCAAAGCAACCAGGUGGCUCUGGUCCAGUACUCUGACUAUGCGCAGGCUGAAUUUCAUCUCAACACAUAUUCGACAAAAGAGCAGGUCUUGCAGAAAAUCUCAUCGGGCAUCUUUUAUCAGGGCGGCGGAACUGCUACUGAUUCCGCAUUGCAGCAGUUGCACCAGAACGUCUUUACCGUCGCCAACGGUGCCCGUCCCCAAAAAGCCAUACCACAAUUUGCGGUCCUUUUCACUGACGGCGCCGCCAAUGAUAACGUCGCGGCGCAAACGGAAGCCAGCCGGGUUCACAGCAAAAACAUUACGCUGCUAUCCGUCGGAAUUGGCGGCUGGAUUACCGAAACUGAAUUAACUGGAUACGCUUCAAAUCCAAAAUGCCAGAACACCUACCACCUUCAGGGAUUUGCGGAUAUGGCGCAAACGUUUGCUUUCGAACUGGAACAGCGUAGCUGUGACGGUCCUGGUUUCGUGGUCCCCUUGCCCGUAGACCCGCUAGUUCCGCCCACACCCAUCACCAUCGUUCUGCAGCCGGGUCAAGAACAGUACAUCUGCUUCAUAAUCCCGGUUGUUAAAGGCGCGACCAUCGUUCUCAACGGCACAUCAGGGACCUUGCUCGCCUACAUUUCCUUCUCCGUCACUAAGCCCAGUGCAGAGUUCUACGACCAUAAGAUGUCGGCGGCCGCUGGGCAAAUCGUAACCUUGUACCUGACUCCGGCGAUUAUCACGUCGUACGUUGGACCCCUCGUGCAAGACGCCCGUGUCUGUAUCACUCUGGCGGUAGGCUCGAAUGCCACUGCGACCGGGGAAACCCUGAUCCAUGAAGGCGCCGUGGACUGUGGUGCGGAAGAGCGCGACAUGCGUGAUAACGAUGUCAUGACCCUUACCAGCCCGGGUUUCAACAGCCUGACCAACCAGCCAGCCGGGUACCGCGGCGGCCUCAACUGCGUGUGGAAGAUCAACACUCCGGCCUGGACGACCCUGGAGCUGACCGUCAACUACUUCAAUCUCAACGAGAAUUUCGACGAAGAGCCCGGCUGGAACUGCCACGAACAGGACAAACUGGUGGUGGAGACCCAGGGCGCGGUGCAGCCCGGCGGGUAUCUGUGCGCCCAGCGACCCACUGGAUGGAAGUUUCCGGUGACACGGGCGCUGAACACGACAUUCAUUACCUUCACGAGCCGGGUGGCGGCGCCGCGGGAGUUCGGGUUCAGUGUGACGGUGCGGGCGAUCGGGCGGCAUCGGUUGGACUGCAAUAUCACCGAGAUCCAGCUGCAGAUGCAGAAGAAGUUCCUGCCGCUGCAGAUGCCGGUGCAUCGGUAUCAUCUCCUGGACACUUCCUGUAUGGCACGGGAUGGCGGUGCCUUGAUCCAUAUGAAUACGGGCUACGAUCGAUGCGGUACCAUUCGAAGCAUGAACGACGAGAACUUGUACUUUACCAACCAAGCAAGUGCACCCACUUUCCCGUCCUGUUCCAGUGCCGGCGCCUGUAUCGAUGUGCCGCAAGUGGACAUUCCGUUCCAGUGCAAACUGGAGCGCAAAGUUAAACCGUUGAGCGGAGUGUACAACAUGCCGGAAGAGUUGUUCCCGCGGACCACGCUGGUGGACCGGCCGUUGCUAGAAGGCAACAUUGACGUCGCUGUCAAAUUGGAUCUGGCUCGUGAUAUCGGCUUUUCUCCGGCCGAAAUCGCUAACCCCAGUUUCCAUGACUUUGACUUUCAAGGCAACCGCGUGUAUUUCCGCGUGGAGGGACGCCGUCGACGCGGCAGUGCGACGACGUUCGUCGUCCAGGCCGAUCAGUGCUGGACAACGCCGACACCGGAUAAGAACAAUCCGGAACGCUUCGACAUUGUUCUUAACGGUUGUCCAGUGUAUCAUCGAGACACAAAUCUGGAAUAUAAGCGUCACGACGGCUUCGGUGAUCAUCAGGAUGUCUUCAGCGUGAAGGCUGUCUACUUGAACGAGACCAGACCUCUGCAGCUGCAUUUCCACUGCAUUGCACGCGUGUGCAACGUCGGACUGGACCAUCAUCUGUGCAAUAAAGGAUGCGUCGACCCGGUCAAUCUGCCAGUACGCAAUGCGGCGCCGGUGACGGAGAAGAGCGAAGCCGCCAUGCAGCGUACCGCGCAGCUGGGCUACGUUAGCUUCGGCGGUAAACACGCCGUCCAAGGAGAACUUCGGAGCUGACGCAGUUAACGUCGUUUGAUAAUUUGUACAAAUACUAAUAUGGUGGUUCCCAUUACUCCUCUGUGCUAGAACAGCAUUCUCACAUAAUGUAUAAAUGUUUGUAGAUGGUUAGUAAAAGUCUCGAGAUACGAUAAAAUAAAGAACGGCAAAUUACUUGCUCAAAUUAAUCUAAAUUAAUUUCAUCUUGAAUGACUCACAUGUGUAUCGUACUCGCUCGAACAAAUAUCGCAGAUGCUCGUUUCAUGACUCCGCAAUCCGCAUACGACCAGUGACUGAUAAUGGCGCAGCAGGACGAUUGUUUCUUCGAUAAAUUAAAAGAAAUUUUACUGCUGUGACUUACUCUGUUUUUGUUGCGAAGUUUAUUUGAUGUGACUGGCUUGUGCUAAUAAAACCAUGUACCAAUA
Messenger RNA from Paramacrobiotus metropolitanus, 3438 nucleotides. RefSeq lists its product as uncharacterized. Lineage: Eukaryota; Metazoa; Tardigrada; Eutardigrada; Parachela; Macrobiotidae. The coding region runs from base 128 to 3034 and encodes 968 amino acids. The record is from RefSeq and is a predicted model, not a curated record. The transcript is spliced from 14 exons.